AGGAGGCAGGUGGAAACCAAAGGUUGUGGGACCAUUUUUUGGGACCAUGCUCUGCCUUUGAGCACAGGCAGCUCUUGCUGCCUGUGCUCCCAGCCUGGUCUUCCAAGCCAGGGUGGCUCAGUCGUGGUUAAUCCCACCACAGUAAGUGCUCCUCAGAGCAAGUGCCUUCAGGAUUUGGAAGCUUUGCAUUAUUCCCUGUUUGGCCUUUUUUUCAGCUGCCAGUUUUAGGGGACUUUAGCAGAGCAGAAUGGAAAUCUCUGGGAUCUCAUUUCUUAUCGCUGAUCCAAGCCAAGCUCCCUGAGAAAGGGCCUGGAGGGAUCCUGGUGUACUUUGGGCAUUUCUUAGAAGGUUUAGGUUAGAGAAGGAAAAGGGAAGCAGCAUGCUGCAUGUUGAGAAGCAGAGAUGACAGUGUUCAAUGAGGGAUGGAAUUCCCACUUUUCCUUGACUUCCAGUACUGCCAUGCUGCUGUUCCCUCUGCCUGUUGCACUGCACUUGUGUUGAGGGCAAUACUCAGCAACCCCAGGAUUUCUGACAAAUUUCCCACCGUGCCUGCUCUUCCAUCCUUUCUUAAGGAAUUGGUGUUAGGUCAUCAUCACACUCUGCUGCAUGCACCUCACUUUUUUGGGUGUAUUUUUUCCCAAAAUUCUCCUCCUCUGGAUGUAACUCAGAGGUGCCUUUCAGCUCCUGGGAGCUGAGAUCUGGCACACUGAAGGACCACAGGGUAAGGAACAAAAGCAAAUCCUGCUGUUACAGAAUUUUUCAUUCUGCCAUAUCUUUUGGUGUGUUCCCUCUGCUGUGACCAGACCUUGAAGCAGGGCUGGGCCCCUUCACCCCUGACUGUGCUGUGUGAGGUGCUCCAUGUCCUCAGUGCAGGGGCAGUGCAGGUGCACAGGUGCUGAACUGGCCGCCUUGUUCAAUCUGAACACUGAAUGCAGAGACUGUGGUGCCAAGACACUCCUGAAAUCUGCUCUUGCUGUGGGCAGAGCUUCCUGAUGCUCCCAGUCCCAGUGUUCCCAGUGCUUCCCUUCGUGAGCGAGCCCUUGGGAGUCCAGGGGGCUCAAAGGGAUUUCUGAGCCCACCAGGCUGGGCAGGUGGUGCCAGGUGAGCUGCCCUCUGUCAGGUACAGCUCCAGUGGCAGCCUUGCAUCCCGGCAGGAGCAAAUUUUAAAACUCAGCAGGAAAAUUAAGCCCCCUCCAGACAACCUCUUUCCACAAUGGAAGAAAAACACUAGGAGAUUCUGAGUUGGAGUCACUAUUUACUGAAGGAAUCGCAAUAAUCACAAUUAUAUUAAUAAAAGAUUGUACAAAAAGAGAAGGGUUCGCCCACAAAGAGGUAUUUACCACCAAAAGGUGUCGCUGGACCCCUGGGACGAAGGUGAGAGGUGGCCGUGGUGGCAUUGGCGUGGCCAGGUGGCAGCUGGGACCUGCGGGGAGACUCCCUCUGGAGUGAGCCCAGCAAAAGAAAGGAUCCGUCUCCACCUUCAGUUUUUGAAGGGGACAAAGCUUCCACUCCCUUCCACAAACAAGGAAAGAAAAAAAAAGUUCUGCUUGCCGUGUCGGAGCAUUCCCUGCUGGAAACCAUCCUCCUCCAGCGGUCCCAUCCUGGGGGAGCGGGACCCUCGGGCCGGGCUGACCCUGACCACAGCAUCCCCCAUCCCCCCACACCUUCCUGAUCCCCCCACCCCGAGCCGCCGCACGGGCCUUUCCCUGGCCACACGAUGGCACAAGAUGCCAGAAAUUCCCGUUUCAAAAUCCCACGAGUCGCGUCCCCAGGCGGGCUCGGGGCUCCCGGCGGUGCCGGUGCUUUUCAUGACGCUGCUCUCUCUCCGUCCCUCUGGAGAAGGGCAGGAAUUGCUGUUCAGAGCCUCUGUGGGUGUGAAUGUUUUUUAGGAGCUGUGGGAUGUGGGAUGCGGGAUGCGCAGCUGGUGGAACUCAGAGAGAAGCUGGGAGGGCAUUGCUGUAUCCCGGGAUCCUCCAUUCCCACCUGCACACCCCAGGGCUCCCAGUUUGGUCCCCUCUGCCGCUGGGGCCGUCUGUCCCUCACCUCGUGCAGCCUGAGUGUGUUUCCCCCACACCCAGCCCCUCGGCUGGCUCCAGCUCCCCCCAUCCCUGUUUGCUGACUUGUCCCACAGGGACCCCAAUUCCUCCCUUGGGCCCCCUCCCUUUCCUCUUGGCUCUGCAUUUCAGCCCCUCCUUCAGCUUUUGGGGCUUCCCGGAGCCCUCAGCCCUGCAGUGAAACCAAGCCCUCCCCAUUCACCUGCUGGCCACAUUUUCCCUCCAGUAUUUCCCAGAGCUGAUUUCCCCCCAAUGCGCUCCAGAGCCCUCUGCUCACUCCCAGCUCUCAGGAUUGUGCAGGUGCAGCUUUCAGUGCAUCCCCCUUGGUCCCCUCUGGUGCCACCAAGAGCCUCUGGACCCUCACAGGACUCGAAUAAAAGAGGAGGAAGCUGCUUCCAGCCCAGCUGAAGUAUUCCUAUUUUUAGCUUCCCUCCUCAUUUGGGGCUUGGAGCAACCUGGUCCAGUAGAAGGGUUCCUUUCCCAUGGCUGGGGGGUGGAACGAGGUGGGUUUUAAGGUCCCUCCCAACCCAAAUUCCCACCUGGAAUGCCAUUCUUUUGAGAUGGAUGAAACAAAGUGAGGUUCCCAGCUCCUGAUUCCAGGAGCAUCCCUCCAGUAAACUUAAAUUCCCUCUGCACAAAGCCUGUGGGGCAUAGAUGAUCCCAGCACACCUCAAGGGGUGGAGGGAAAAGCUACUCACAGGUGUUUGAGAGCCAGACUGAACCCCUGCUCCCCUCAGAACCGGGCUAGGGGAGCAUUCCAACUCCGCUCCAGGCUCUGGGAGAGGAUUGAGCUGUGGAAAAGGGAUAGGGAUGGAUCUUCCGGCCUCGAGGCAUGGAAAUUACUUGGGAUGUCCCUUGUAAUUUUUACUCCUGUGCUACCCCCUGCCCUGUGCCGGCACAGCCCCCGGGAGCCGCCGGUCGAUCCCAGCGCGGUGCCGAAGCCAUCAGCAGCUCCUUCCCCUGCCGGGGAGCGGGGACAGGAGCGGGAGCUGCCGCUGCUGCCACUCCCGGGAAGAGUCUGGGAGGGGAAUCUGGGAGGGAGAGGAGGCAUCGGCAGGAAAACAGGCUGCGAAUACCCGCGGCACCGGGAAUCCAUCGCAGGGCUGCGAACCCACGGUACAGCCUCACCUUUGCUCUCAGCACAGCGCGGAAAUGCACGGGGGAUAUUUUAAAUCAGGGAGACCUGGGACUGUUUUCCCUUGGCAGAUGCUGCUGUGCCGUCCCGCGGAGCUGCUGGGCACCACCUGGGUGCUCCUCGCAGGGCUGCUGGUGCUGUUGGCUCUGGGAGCAGAGGGACCUGUCCAUAGAGCCACUGCUGUGGGAUCCUCGGUGCUGCUCCCUGGGCUGGAUAAUGUCACCCGCAGCAAUUCCAUGCACUGGGAAUUCCUCAGUGGCACCGGCCCCCACACCAUCCUGCUGCACGAUGGGGGGCCCCACGCCCCCUCCAUCAAUGCUCCCUAUGCAGGACGAGCCAUUUUCCACCCAUCCAAUGGAUCUCUCCUGCUGGAGGAUGUCCAGGAAAGUGACAGUGGCACCUACAGAGUGACUGUCAACACAGGAGACAGGAAGAGCCUGGAAAUUCAGCUGGAAGUCCUCCGGCCUGUGUCCCGCCCUCAGCUCCGGACCAGCCCUCUCCUGGCUCGGGCCACCGGCCAGGUUGUCUGUGAGGUGGCAGAGGGUAGAGUGGACACCAUCACCUGGAAGAAGGAUGGGCAGCCCGUUCCCCCAGACAGAGUUUCCCAGCUGUCCAGCAGCCGCAGCGUUCUGUACCUGAAGCCAGCCAAGAAGUCGGACUGCGGCUCCUAUUCCUGCAAUGCCAGCAACGGGAUCAGCUGGCAAGAAACCUCCCUGCAGGUCACCAUUGAAGGUCUUACCUCCCACUGCUCCUCCUGCCCUCCACCCUUCCCUGGGCAUGCCUCAUCCCUCAGCCCCCAUCCCCCAGGCUCUGGCCGCCCUCCCCUGGAGGCGGUGCCCCCACGCUGCUGCCAGGAGCUGCUCAUCACGGGGUGAUCAGCAGCAAUUCCCGUCCUCUGAUCCCACCAAGGCACAGUCCUUGGCAUGAGAUCGGCCGCUCCCACUUGGGGCAGGUCCAAAAUGAUGGCCUUUGGCCAAGGUGAUGCUGAGCAGGACAUCCACCCAGCAGGGUGGCCGGGAAGCCUGUGGGGAGCACCCACUCCAGGCUGGACAUUUCACGGAGUGUAUUUGGCCACCAGCUGGCAAAUAAAUGGAAUCUGUGCUGGUGAUGGAGGAUCCCUGCGGCCACCAGGGCCAGGCAGGCUGGUCCUGCUGAUGUCCCGUCUCCUGCCUCUCGGGGCCGCUCUUUUCCAGGUCUCUCCCGCCGCUUGAAGCACACCCUGAGGAUUUCGAUGGUCGCUGUGGUCUUCGCUGUUGUCUCGGCGUGGGGAUUAAUUAUUCCCGUCUGCCAGUCCGAAAAGCUCAGGAUAAGUGUGUUGUGGGGAGCGGGACCCCAUUUCCCUUGUCUGGUGGGGGAGAGCAAAGUGCAUUGCUCAGGGAACCCCCAGAUCCUGGGAUAUCCUACAACAUCCGGGUGGGGACGGGCUGUACCCCACCCUGAGGAAGGGGGUGAUGGCUGACACAGGAUUCCCGGCGGUCACAGCCGUCACCCCCUCUGCUCUGGGUUUUUAGGGGGGGAGCUCUGGAGGUGGCUCAGCUCCUACACCUGCGGGCUGGUGUGCAUCGCCUGCAUCCUGGAUGGCACCACCGGCAUCCUCUGGAUGCGGGAGGAAGGCCCUUCUGUGGCUGUCUUAUUGCUGGAGAUCACCCUGAGCUUCCUCACCGUGGUGACCUUCCUGGUUGCCACCACAGUGAUUUUCCAGCCUACAGAUUUCAGCUAUCUGAAGAGCAAAAAAGCACAGCGCACCAUGGGCUAUGCCGCGCCAGGGGCCGUGGUGACUGUGGUGCUGAGCAGCACCUUCUUCAUCAAGAACAUCUACCACCGCCACGCAGAAGGAUGCACGGAGCUCAUGGACGUGGCCAUCUUGGUGCUCAGCACGGCGGCCGUGUCAGCCCUCCCGCUCCUUGCCAUCGGCCUCUGCUAUCACACAACUCAGGGCUGGCGCAAGGACCGAGAUGCCUCUUGGAUAGACAAAGUCAGGUCCUUUGAAAUGUCUCAGCCUGGCAAUAAGGACACCAUUCCCAGCUGAGAUCCAUGGGGGUGUCUCUCACUUGGCUAAGCCAGCCCAAGCCUUCC
Messenger RNA from Prinia subflava (tawny-flanked prinia), 5265 nucleotides. RefSeq names its product hepatic and glial cell adhesion molecule-like. NCBI's taxonomy places the organism in Eukaryota, Metazoa, Chordata, Aves, Passeriformes, Cisticolidae. The record is from RefSeq and is a predicted model, not a curated record. The transcript has 8 exons. Bases 4790 to 5218 code for a protein of 142 amino acids.